CUCCGUUGUGGACACGUCAAAAGCUGCAGGAAGAAGUGCGCGCUUUACAAUUGCAUUUUGACAAUUUUCCGCCGCAAUGCAAGCAGGACAACCAAUGACCAAUGCAUCUGGCAAAGCAGCUUCCGCUGUGUUCAAGUUGUGGGUGAUACUGUAUAUGCUGCUAAGUGCUGUACAAUAUCCUCAAACGGUUGAAGCCACAGAUGAUGUUGCAAAUAUUUCACCAUAUGAGCUGGAAUCAAUAAUAAAUCAACUGCUGAAUCCCAGCCCAGAAUAUCAGUUGCAUACUUCGGCCUUACGAAAUCAACUGAACAAUAUAUUACGCGAACGACAAUUGCCUUAUGGUGAGGAACAGGUCCUUAGUGAUUACGAUUAUACCGAUGAGGAUAAGCGUUCUGUUGCAUCUUUGGCAGCACAAGGUUUGUUGCAUGGAAAUAAGCGUAGUUUGGCUACACUGGCUAAAAAUGGUCAGUUACCAACACCAGAACCAGAAGAGGAACUGGAAACAGCUGCAACACGCAACGAGGACAAACGGUAUGUUGGUGCACUAGCACGUUCUGGCGGAUUUAUGGGAUAUGGAAAACGUAACAUAGGCACUCUGGCACGAGAUUUUCAACUACCACAAAAUGGUAAACGCAAUUUAGCGACAAUGGCACGCUUGGGCUUGUUAACUCCGAAUCACGAUCCAAAACGUAAUGUGGCCUCAGUGGCACGUUUCAAUUCGAAUCGUUUGGGUGCUGCAGAAAAACGUAAUUUAGGCGCACUUAAAGGCUCUCCGGUACAUGGUAGUCAACAGAAACGUGAGGAUGAAGAACUAAUGUUACCAGCUGCAGCACCAAGCAAUGAUAUGGAUUAUGCCGAGCCUAUGCAAAGUUAUUGGUGGUAUCCAAACUAUGCCGGCUAUGCGGACUUAGAUUGGGGCGAUUUUGCGCGUGCACAAAAACGUUUUCUCGAUACAUCCAAGGAUCCUGAAUUAUUUGGCAUUGAGAAUGCUAUGUCUAUGCAGGAAUUGGUGCCUGGCGAAGAAGAAUCAACACCUGAACUAUUGCAAGAGCAAAAACGUCAUAUUGGCGCUGUUUAUCGUUCCGGGUUUUUGCCCUCCUAUCGUGCAUUGCGCAGCACAACUGGCAAUGAGAUAGGCACCGGUGGACGCUUUAGUCGUUCCGGACGUGCCAGGCAAUUUGUAUGAGUCGAGUACUACCCCCAACGCGAGCGACUGCGUCAACCCAUCGCGGCCGUUUGUAAACGUUGCUUUCUACCCUAUCGACCUGUUGUAAAUUGGGGUGCGGCUGGUAUACGAGGACGUAUUCCGAAAUAUGUUGCAGAAGAGGAAACAAGCAUCUUAACAAAUUCCUUACCAUCUGGAAGACGCCAUCCAGUGGCAUCAGCCUCAACACAUACUUGGGGUACACCUCCCCGUAUAACAGCUUUGCAUCGCAGAGAUCUACGUCGGCCCGAUUUUUUGGAUAACUAUGAAUCUUAAUAUGGUGAAAAAUAA
Teleopsis dalmanni is the source of this 1495-nucleotide messenger RNA. Its product is annotated as neuropeptide-like 1. The record is from RefSeq and is a predicted model, not a curated record. The coding region runs from base 77 to 1186 and encodes 369 amino acids. Lineage: Eukaryota; Metazoa; Arthropoda; Insecta; Diptera; Diopsidae. The transcript has 6 exons.